CCGCUGGACCUCGGGAUAUCCUCGGGAUAUCGGCCCUCGCCGCCGCCCGCAGCCGUCUACCCGGGGGAAUUGGUCCAUCACCUUUGUUCCUCGCCUGACGCCCAGCGCAUGCGGGCGCGCGGCGCGUUGCGGCGCGGGAGCGCGGGGCGCGCGCGCUGGCAGGGCGGCCCCCGGUGGUGGCCCUGGCCUGCCGCGGCCACCGCUGGCCCCGGCCGCUCCCCGCGGUGGCCACUGGCGGCCCUCGCGCUGCUGCUCGCGCGCGCGGAGCUCGGGGGCGCCUUCUCGAGGGGCGCGCGGUGGCUGCCCUGGCCGACGCGACUGCUGCCCGCCGAGCUGGAGCUGGUGGUCUUCGACCUGGCGGGCACCACCCUGGACGACACCGUGGACGGCGAGCCCCUGGCCGGCGUCGCCUUCCGCGACGCCUUCGGGCGCGUGGGCCUCUCCCUGGCCCUGCGGAGGCUCUGCAGGGGCUUCCCGCGGUCGCUGGUCGGGUCCUGCUCGGACGCUUUCGUGGAGGAGCUCUACGCCUACUGGAAGCAGGCGGUGGGGGACCGCCUCGUCUCGGGAGACUUGCGGGAGAUCCCCGGAACCUCCUCCGCGUUCAGUGCGCUGAGGGAGCGCGGCACGAAGGUGUUCGUCUCGACCGGCUUCGAGCAGAGGAUAGCCGAGGCCAUCGUCUCCAGGCUCAACUGGACGAUCGACGGCCUGGUUGCAGGCGCCCGGCGCCCGCGGCCCGACGCCAUCUUCGAGUGCAUGAACCGCACCGGCGUCGUGCAUCCUGGGCGUGUCCUCAAGGUCGGAGACUCCGUGGCCGACGUCGAGGAAGGCAGGGCCGCGGGCGUGCUGACUGCCGCGGUGGCGUCCGGCACGCAGCCUGCGCGCGCGCUGCGGAGUGCUCGGCCCGACUUUCUGCUCGGCAGCGUGGCCGACCUGCCGGCCUUGCUGCCUGGCUGA
Messenger RNA from Prorocentrum cordatum, 954 nucleotides. NCBI's taxonomy places the organism in Eukaryota, Dinophyceae, Prorocentrales, Prorocentraceae. The record is from the annotation of a GenBank genome assembly.